AUGAGUGAUCAAUUCGAUUUCGGGGUCAGGAUGGGCAUGAUCAUCAUGUGCGUGGCAUCUGUUGCAUCAGCGCUUGCCGUCGGUGGUCUGCUGCUGUACAUUGCGUAUAGCGCAGUCACCAUCAAGCGAAAUGCCUCGCGGCGGUGGUCCACCGACACGCAUAUACACUACUAUUUUCUCAAUAUGAUGAUAUCUCACCUUAUCUUAUCUAUUGGUGAAUUGCUCAACAUCAAGUGGAUUGUAGAGGCGAGGCUGUACCCCAGUAUCGUUUGCACCAUUCAAGGUAUUUCCGCUUUCACUUUACUAUACGCUCGUCUUUCAUGGCAUGCAGGUUUCUUGCUUCAAGUGGGUGAUGUUGGGGUUGGUCUCAGUACAAUGGCCGUUGCUGUGCACGUGCUGCAAGUAUUGGUGCUACAGAGGAGAUCUCCACCAAAAUUUGCUCUCCUUGUGCUGGCAAUAAUUUGGCUGCUCAUCCUUCUUCUGGUGGUCGUGCCGCCCAUUAUGGUUCAACGCAACAUUUAUGGUUCUAGUGGCCAUUGGUGCUCCGUCGACGGAAGUAUCAUGACGAAGGUUGGCCUCGUUUUCAUAUGGUUGUGGGUGUCUGGGGUAGUAAACAUCAUCUCAUACCUGCUCCUUGCACUCGUUAUCACGCGACUAGUCCUUGUGGAUGGACACAGAUUUCGGUGGAGGAGAAAGCAGGACACGAGAAUAAUUCCGUAUGAAGUAGACAUGUCUGCAGAAAAUGUCAGAGCAAUUCAAAUGGUCUCGUAA
Pisolithus orientalis is the source of this 771-nucleotide messenger RNA. RefSeq lists its product as uncharacterized. Bases 1 to 771 code for a protein of 256 amino acids. Lineage: Eukaryota; Fungi; Basidiomycota; Agaricomycetes; Boletales; Pisolithaceae. The transcript is spliced from 7 exons. The record is from RefSeq and is a predicted model, not a curated record.